Messenger RNA from Grammomys surdaster, 2556 nucleotides. Its product is annotated as vomeronasal type-2 receptor 26-like. Gene Ontology annotation, biological process: G protein-coupled receptor signaling pathway. The transcript is spliced from 6 exons. The coding region runs from base 1 to 2556 and encodes 851 amino acids. Lineage: Eukaryota; Metazoa; Chordata; Mammalia; Rodentia; Muridae. Gene Ontology annotation, cellular component: membrane. The record is from RefSeq and is a predicted model, not a curated record. Gene Ontology annotation, molecular function: G protein-coupled receptor activity.
AUGAAAUUACUCAUUGCUUUCUCUCUCUGGAUUGUUGUCACUGUAUUCCAGGAACAAAUUUCUUGUUUCUCUUUAAAUAUACCUGCUUCUCCUGGCUACUAUCAAGAUGGGGAUUUUGUUAUUGGAGGACUCUUUUCCUUUAAAAUGGCCUCUGGAGACAAUAGAAGUGUGUUGGACUUUAAUGAUACGUUGUGUAAUCCGGAAGCUGUUUCUAAGGAUCUCACUAAACAUUAUCAGCACAUGUUGGCAAUGGUUUUUGCUAUAGAAAAUAUUAACAAGGACCCAAAUAUUCUAUUCAACAUGUCCCUGGGAUUCUAUCUCUUCAAUGAUGACUUUUUUGAGAUGAAUGCUGUGGUGACUUCUAUGGCUUUGCUCUCAGGAGAGAGCCCCCCAGUUCCUAACUACAGCUGCAGGCCUGAGAAGACUGAUAAGCUGGUUGCUGUGAUAGGAGGCAUGUCAACAGGAAUAUCAACUCAGAUCUCCCGAGUUCUAAGUGUCUACAAUGUCCCACAGGUCAGCUAUGCUCCUUUUGACCAGAGUCUUGGGACCCGAGUCCAGCUCCAGUCUCCUUACCAGUUUCCUACGAACAACACAGCUGUGUAUCAGGGAAUUAUUCAACUGCUGCUAUACUUCUCUUGGGUCUGGGUUGGUCUGUUGGUUUCAGAUGAUUUGAGUGGAGAAGUCUUCAUUAAGGACAUCACAGAGGAGAUGACCAACCAUGGACUUUGUGUUGCAUUUGCAGAAAAGGGUAGAGAUCCUGAGGACCUAGCAUACUGGGAAACUUUUAUGGAAAGAGCACCUUUGCCAUGUGUGAUCGUUGCAUUUGAUGUCACAUAUGCUUUUUUCAUUAUCCGUACGAUCAAUUUGUAUACUCCUUUUGGUACUGUCUGGAUCACAACUUUUGAUUGGUAUGUCACCGCAUAUCCUUUUGAACAAAAUCUAGUUCAUACAUUUUUUGGUACAGUAUUAUCAUUUUCAGUUCAUGUGGAUGAAAUUCUGGGAUUCAAGGAUUUUCUCAGAAGUGUUCAACCUAGAAAGUGCCCUCAUGAUAUCUUUGUCCAGGAUGAGUGGUCUAUCAUAUUUGAAUGUCCACAUUUCUAUCAGGACAACAUCAGGGAACUAAGUCGAUGUGGGCAAAAUGGCAGCCUGAGCACACGUCCUUUUCAUCUUUGGGAUAUGAAUACCUCACCCUUGAGCUUCAAAGUCCAUGCUGCUGUACACGCCAUUGCUCAGGCACUCCAUGAGGAGCUGUCACUCAGAGUGGAAGGAGACUCACAUGAUAAAAGUGUCCUCAAGGCUCCUCUCCCAUGGAAGCUUCAUCCAUUCUUACAAAAGGGCCAACUUGGGAGAAGCUCCAAUGAGGAGAACCUUGUGAACAAGGAAGUUUCGGCAACCAAACUUGACAUUUUUAAUUACCAGUCUCCGCUGAAUGUUCCCAAAACUCAAGUGAAAGUUGGCGAGUUUGUCUUUGAAUCUCACAGUGUUCAGCAUCUUUCCCUAAAUGAUGAACUCAUAAUUUGGGGAAUAUACCACAAUCAGACUCCUGUAUCUGUUUGCAGUCAAAGUUGUUCACUUGGAUUUAGGAAAACACCUGCUGAAGGGAAACCAUUCUGUUGUUUUGAUUGUUUCCCAUGUCCAGAUGGAGAGAUUGCAAAUGAAACAGAUAUGGAUGAAUGCAUCAAGUGUCCUGAAGAUCAGUAUCCAAACAAGCAGAGGAAUCAGUGUCUCCCUAAAAUUAAAGCAUUUUUGUCUCAUGAAGAUACUCUGGGAGCUGUUUUGGUAUCUGUGGCCAUUAGUUUAUCUGCCUUUUCAGUCAUGGUUUUAGGAAUAUUUAUCCGCUAUCGGGAUACACCCAUUGUCAGAGCAAAUAACAGAAAUCUCAGUUAUCUCCUCCUAGUUUCUCUAAUUCUCUGUUUCUUUUGCUCAUUAAUAUUCAUUGGCCAACCUAGCACAAUCACUUGUGUCUUGAGACAAAUGAUUUUUGGGGUUGUAUUUUCUGUGGCCAUUUCUGCUAUCUUGGCAAAGACCUUCAUUGUGGUUGUAGCCUUCAAAACCAUCAAACCAGGAAGCACCUUACGAAUGUGGAUGGUGACUCGACUCUCAAAUGCUAUAGUCUGCUGUGGUUCCAUCAUUCAAGUGUGCAUCUGCGCAGUCUGGUUGGGAACAUAUCCCCCUUUCCCUGAUGUUGACAUGCAGUCAGAGUUUGGACAAAUCAUCCUCUUGUGUAACGAGGGGUCCACCUUUGCCUUCUAUUGUGUUCUGGGGUACUUGGGCUUUCUGGCCAGUCUCAGCUUGCUUAUUGCUUUUCUGGCGAGAAGGCUACCUGACACCUUCAAUGAGGCCAAAACAAUCACAUUCAGCAUGUUGGUCUUCUGCAGUGUGUGGAUUUGUUUUGUACCAGCUUACCUGAGCUCCAAAGGUAAAACCAUGGUGGCCGUGGAAAUUCUUUCAAUUCUGGCUUCCAGCGCUGGCUUACUGGGCUGUAUAUGUCUUCCCAAAUGCUAUGUGAUCCUACUGAGGUCAGGUGGCCAUUCUAGAAAGAAGUUCUUUAAAUGA